Molecule: messenger RNA, 3518 nt
Organism: Paramacrobiotus metropolitanus
Lineage: Eukaryota; Metazoa; Tardigrada; Eutardigrada; Parachela; Macrobiotidae
Product: probable ATP-dependent RNA helicase DDX46
Exons: 4
Coding region: 267-3311 (1014 amino acids)
Biological process (GO): mRNA splicing, via spliceosome
Cellular component (GO): nucleus
Molecular function (GO): nucleic acid binding; ATP binding; RNA helicase activity
Source: RefSeq, a predicted model, not a curated record
CUGACCCAAUAAAAAUUUUAUGUUAUCAAAAUUCAUCUUUAAUUUAUUAUUGAUGCGCGAUUUUGCGAAUAAUAACCAUUCAUAAUUCGUUAACGAAGGUUUUCCUUAUCGCUUUGUAGAAAUUUUUUAUUCUGAUUGGAGUAGUCAUCUGGACCAGAGAUAGCGGACAUUAAGAAGUUGGUGGUACUCGCUCAGAUUGGCCCAAGAACCGCUGUGGCACUAGAGUGUUUCGUGCUGCGUCAUACACUCCCGAAUUCCCUUACAGAAUGCCCCGACUUGUCUCCUCAACUUCUUUACGUGAUAGCCGGCGAGAGGAUCGUCUACGCGAAGAGCGGAAUGGACGUUACGAUGAUCGGCGACGGCGCAGUCGGUCGCGGGACCGCUACAACAACUAUCCAUACAACGAUCGCAACCGACGUCGUUCGCGCUCGCGUUCUCCUUAUUCCCGACGGCGACGCAGCCGCUCUCGUUCCGCGGAAGCCCAACCCGCCGUCGUCCCCGUCGCGGCCACAGUUGACAGUACACCGUUGACAUUCGGCGACACAUUUGACAAGGAAGCCGAAGUGAAACGCCUGGAACAGGAAUACCAGAAGCGUAAAGAACGGAUUGAGCUGUGGAGAAAGCAGAAGAAACGCGAGGAUGAUAAAGCAGCGGCGGCUGCUGCUGUGGAGGCGGCCAAACAGAAUUCCGCCAACGGACCUGGCUGGUCGCUGGAGGAUGAAGGGGAAGAUGCGGAGGAGCCGUUGGCUGAUGUCAAAGCCAAACCCGUGGAAGACGAAGUGGAUCCCUUGGAUGCGUUUAUGCAGGGUGUGCAGGAAGAAGUCAAGGAGAUCCGCAAGCGGGACUUGGAGAAUAUGCAGGAUGCACCAGGGAAGAAAAAGUCAGCGGCACGCAACGAAGCCGCGAGCGGCGUGACGUUCGUCAAUACGGUGGCCAAUAAAAAUAAGAAUGAUCAUAAAAGCAAACGGGGCGAAAUUAUGGAGCAGGAUCAGGAUGCGUUGGAAUGGAGCUCCGAAGAGGAGGAAGAGGAUUUGAAGACAACGAUGAGUAAUGUACAGAAUAAACAGAAGAAGCUGAUUCAAGCGGUGGAUCAUCAAGCCAUUGAUUAUCCAACUUUUCGAAGGAGUUUCUAUAAUGAAGUUCCGGAAAUCACGAACAUGUCGGAGGUGGAGGUACAGGCGUAUCGGGAAGAGCUGGAGGAUAUCAAAGUACGGGGAAAGGAUUGUCCCAAACCCAUUAAGAAUUGGGCGCAGUGUGGUGUUAGUAAGAAAGAAUUGGAUGUACUGAAAAAGAGCGGCUACACGAAACCUACUCCCAUCCAAGCGCAGGCCGUUCCCUGCAUCAUGUCCGGACGUGAUGUGAUUGGGAUUGCAAAAACCGGUUCCGGGAAGACGUUAGCGUUUUUGUUGCCCAUGUUUCGUCAUGUGCUGGAUCAGCCUCAUUUGGAAGAAGGAGAAGGGCCCGUGGCGUUGAUUCUGACACCGACUCGUGAAUUAGCGCUGCAGAUUUGGAAGGAAGCGAAGAAAUUUGGGAAGUCCAUGGGGCUGCGCUGUGUGUGCGUGUACGGAGGAACCGGCAUAUCGGAGCAGAUCGCAGAAUUGAAAAAAGGAGCGGAGAUCAUUGUUUGCACUCCUGGUCGGAUGAUUGACAUGCUGGCUGCUAAUAAUGGACGAGUAACGAACCUUCGAAGAGUGACAUAUGUCGUUCUGGAUGAGGCUGAUCGCAUGUUCGACAUGGGAUUCGAACCCCAGGUGAUGUUGAUUGUGGAUAAUAUUCGACCGGAUCGGCAGACGGUGUUGUUUUCUGCCACAUUUCCCCGACAGAUGGAGGCGUUGGCGCGCCGAAUCCUCGCAAAACCAAUCGAAAUUCAAGUUGGUGGACGCAGCGUCGUGUGCAAAGACGUCGAACAACACGUGAUGAUCAUUGACGAAGAUCAGAAAUUUUUGAAAGUGUUGGAAUUGCUGGGUCAUUAUGGUGCGCAAGGAAGCUGUUUGAUCUUCGUGGAAAAGCAGGAAAAAGCUGAUCAACUUCUGAAAGAUCUUAUGAAAGCUUCAUAUUCCGCAAUGGCCCUGCAUGGUGGUAUUGACCAGUUUGACCGCGACAGUACCAUUAAUGAUUUCAAAAAAGGCAAUAUUCAAGUGCUGGUGGCCACCUCAGUGGCCGCACGUGGUCUUGAUGUCAAGAAUUUGGUGCUGGUGGUCAAUUAUGAUUGCCCAAAUCACUACGAAGAUUACGUGCACCGGUGCGGCCGAACCGGGCGUGCGGGGAAUAAAGGAUAUGCGUACACGUUUAUUACGCCGUUGCAGGAACGUUACUCUCCGGAUAUCCUUAAAGCACUAGAAUUGUCUGGUGCUGAAGUUCCUCAGGAUCUCAAACUCAUUUUUGAAACGUACAAGGGCAGAUUGGCGGCUGAAGGGAAAAAAGUUAAGGGCUUUAGUGGAUUUGGUGGGAAGGGAUUUCAGUUCGAUGAGAACGAAGCGCAGGCUGCGAAAGAUUCGAAGAAAAUGCAGAAAGCUGUUCUUGGAUUACAGGAUUCGGAUUCUGAUGAAGGAGAAGCCGACUUGGAUCAACACAUUGAGGAUUUAUUCAAGAGUACGCGACGCGUUAAGGACGCUAAUGCUCCGGCUCCUCCGGUUGUCAUCGUGCAGCAACAACCCGCAGUUACAGUGCAGCAAGGUGCAGCUGCACCGGUUCAACCGCAGGAAACAUACACCGGCCACGGAGCGUUCAUUCCUGUGGCAGCACCAGUGUAUAAAGUAUCGAAAGAUGCCGGAAAAAAUUUGGAACUGGCGAAGCGCUUGGCCAUGAAAUUGCAGGCAGCCAAAGCGGUUGAUCCGACCAAGAAUUCCACACAGCAGGCCGCGGAAGCGAUUAUGCGCGGGUUCCACUCGGAAGCGCCGGCCGUGUCCAAGAAGACCAUUGCCGAACAAUUAGCAGAGAAACUGAAUGCUAAACUGAACUAUGUUCCGGAGGAGAAGCCAGCGGAGGAGAAUCCAGUUGAACAGUAUAAGACGUUUGAAGAGGAACUGGAAAUCAAUGAUUUCCCGCAGCAGGCGCGCUGGAGGAUAACCGGAAAGGAGACACUCGCGCAGAUUGGUGAAUAUGCCGAUGCUUUCCUGUCGGUACGCGGUUCGUACAUUCCCACCGGCAAAGAACCGACGGAAGGCGAGAGGAAGUUGUAUAUUGGUAUCGAAGCCACCACGGAGCUGUCGUUGUCCAAAGCGAAGGCGGAGGUGACCAGGAUUAUUAAGGAAGAACUUCUGAAGAUUGCCAAUGCGCCGGUUAACCGUGGUCGUUAUAAAGUGGUUUAAUCCUGUGUUGCAUUGGUCGCGCUCUUUUUCCUAACCGCGGUUCUUCUGAAUCUAUUAGUUUUUCUUUUAUUUGGGUUUAAUGAGCGGAUGUUGCCUACUGAUGCUAUGGUAGUUAUGCAUAACUUUAGUGAGUUGAUUAUUUUCAAAUUUUAUGUGCAGUUAUCUUGGAAUGGAUAAAAUUAUUGAUGGCUGAGUAAAACUCAUCAU